AUGCGCGCUCUCACGCGCACACUUACGCACUCUCACGUGCGCACUCUCACGCGCUCCUUCACGCGCACUCUCACACGCUCCCUCACGUGCACUCUCACGCGCUCCUUCACGCGCGCUCUCACACGCGCUCUCACGCACUCUCACGCGCUCUCUCACGCGCGCACUCUCAUGCGAACUCACAUGCGCACUCUCACACUCUCCCUCGCGCGCUCUCUCACGUGCGCACUCUCACGCUCACUAACACGCGCACUUUCACGCGCUCCCUCACCUGCCCUCUCACCUCUCACGCGCACUCUUACGCGCACACACACUGUCACGCGCUUUCUCACGCGCACUCUCACGCGCACUCUCACGCGCGCACUCUUUCUUACACGCUCUCUCACACACACUCUCACGCGCACUCUCACGCGCUUCCUCACGCGCUCGCUCAUGCGCACUCUCACGCGCUCCUUCACGCGCGCUCUCACACGCGCUCUCACGCACUCUCACGCGCUCUCUCACGCGCGCACUCUCAUGCGAACUCACAUGCGCACUCUCACACUCUCCCUCGCGCGCUCUCUCACGUGCGCACUCUCACGCUCACUAACACGCGCACUUUCACGCGCUCUCUCACAUGGCCUCUCGCGCGGCGCCCUGGUGCCAGAGCGCUAA
Molecule: messenger RNA, 651 nt
Organism: Closterium sp. Yama58-4
Lineage: Eukaryota; Viridiplantae; Streptophyta; Zygnematophyceae; Desmidiales; Closteriaceae
Source: the annotation of a GenBank genome assembly